Physeter macrocephalus (sperm whale) is the source of this 624-nucleotide messenger RNA. Its product is annotated as protein sidekick-2-like. The record is from RefSeq and is a predicted model, not a curated record. NCBI's taxonomy places the organism in Eukaryota, Metazoa, Chordata, Mammalia, Artiodactyla, Physeteridae. The transcript has a single exon. The annotation marks the transcript as partial.
GGAAGCGACAGUGAGUACGAGGUCGACCCGAGCCCCCAGAAGGCCCACUCUUUUGUCAACCACUACAUCAGUGACCCCACCUAUUACAACUCCUGGAGGCGGCAGCAGAAGGGGAUCUCGCGGGCCCAGCAGGCCUCCAGCUACACGGAGAGCGGUCCCGGCGAGCCAGACCCCACCGCCCUGCCCAGCGGCAGCAGCGCCCAGCAGGGCAGCCUCUUUCGGCCCAAGGCCAGUCGGACCCCAACGCCCCAAAACCCCCCGAACCCCCCGAGUCAGCAGAGCACCCUCUACCGUCCCCCCAGCAGCCUCGCCCCUGGCUCCCGGGCUCCUAUAGCAGGAUUCUCAUCAUUCGUUUGAUGUCAUCCUCGUUGUCGGAAGAGGAAGAAGAAAGAAAACACAGCACCAAACUCCCCUUCCGCCCCUCCUCGCACCGCCUGCCAGAAAACAGAAACACCAAGAAACCAAGUCAACUUUUCACCUCCUGAGUUUAUUUUUCCAGAGAUUCCAGGGCCAGCAAAGCCAGUGUUGAGAAAGAUGGAGAAAAACCACAAGAGGACGUGUGUGGCUUCGAGAUUGUGCGGUUUGCUGCUCCUUCGGGGGGCUGAGCAGAGUAGGGGGGCUGGC